UUCUCUAACUUGUUAAUCAUAAUUGUAGAAAGAAAGAGUCCCGUCAUGGUCUGAUGAUUCCAGCUAUAAAAAGUGUUACCCAUCUUCAAAUGUUUUUAACUUUUCCCCCCUUCACGGCUACCGGUGGUCACGUGAAUCAUUGUUGUUCGUCGAAUUGAUAAAAAAUAAAAGACCGUGGAAGACAUUCAGUUUUCAGGAAUUAGAGAGAGGAGAUCUUUAAGAAUAAAGCGACUUUAAACGAUACUCUUUUUUUUCAUCAAGCAUAAUUCCAAACUUUAGAAAUGUUCUUUAGUUGUUGAUAGUUACAAACACGAUGAAUAAUACGAUAUCAAAAGUUAACGUUCCUAUCAGAAUAAACUGAUUUACGGAAAGUCAUUAUAAAGUUCAAGAUUAAGUUUGUACUGAUCUUCUCAUUGCUAGGAAAUGAUUCCAAAUCGACAGUUUUCGUCCUGAUCUUUAUUAUUUUGUAGAACAAUUGUAAAUCAUGAAAAUGGUGGGAUUUCUAAUUCUUUCUCUUGUUCUGAGACUUGCUGUGUGUGAAGAAACCACAACUGAAUCAACAACUGAGUCUACAUGGAUGCUAACGGAGGGAAGUACUACUGUCAUAGUGACCACGCAGAAAAAUGAUAAGCAUUACAAUAAAACUGUGAGGAGGAGUUGUGAGAAGUGGUGGUCGGCGAAAGAUUAUGAACUCACACAUCCCAGUUUUCCGGAAGAGUAUGAGAACAGCGUACUGUGUCGUUACACAAUACAGAAGAGUGAUCCAUCUGUGUGUGGUCUGGAAAUCACCUUCAGAAAAUUUGAUCUCGAGACCAGUGCUGGAUGCGAGAAAGACUUCCUGGCGAUAGAAGACGAGCGCCUAUGCGGACAUAUACCCUCUCAGUCUGUUGUGCAAUACCCAUUCGAUGAAGAUACCGAUGCCAUCAGUGUUGUAUUUGGAACGAACGAAAACGUCACGAAGAAUGGAUUUCAGAUUUUGUUUCAACAAAUUUCCAUUUGCGAGGAAGAUCUCAACGCUAUCCCUGCUAUCCAUGCGUGUGAUGUCCUGAUUACUGAUCCAUCAGGAGAACUGGUCACCCAUCGGUCACCCGAAGAUGCCCGAGGUGAUCCCGUCUGUCGUUACACAGUUGGCAGAAGGCAUUCCGGAUAUUGUCAAGUGGAAUUGGAUUUCGUGGAUUUCAACGUGGAAUACAGUCCUGGAUGCAUCGGGAGCUACGUCCAGCUGGAUGGUCAUCGUUUCUGUGGUACAUCUCUUAGAGGCCAAAAAAAGAACGUUACAUUUGAUGCCUUAGGAAAUGUGCACAUUGUCUAUAAGACAGAUACAGUGCGAAUGGAUCGUGGUUUCCAUCUGUUAUUCAGACAGCUCGUCUGCCCUCCCGGUGAUCCCGUCCGCCCACCUGGAGGUUCAGGACUGAUUGGCGAUAGAGUUCCCAGCAGUUGCAGCAAAAUCUAUUACGAGAAAGAGUUCUACUUGGAAAGUCCAGGAUUUCCAAAUUACUAUACGAACGAUUUAGAUUGUCAGUUGGUUAUCAGAAGAUAUAGGCCCUCUAUUUGCAAAAUGGACAUUCGGUUUUUGGAUUUUGACGUUGAACAAAGUCCCGGAUGUGUCUAUGACUUCCUCGAGUUGGAUUCUGAACGGUUAUGUGGUAGAAUACUGGAGGACACUGUCAAAACAACGGAUUUUCUGUCGUACGAGAAAGUGUUGCGGUUCAAAACAGAUUCCAUCAAUCCAAGACCUGGCUUCUUCUUAUAUGUGAGGCAACUGGACUGUGGUCAUCCUCCACCCCUUCCAUCUUCAUGCGAUGUCCACAUCUGGGAGAGUGAAGCCCGCAUCACGAGUCCCAACUAUCCCCUCAACUACGAAAACAAUCUCAGAUGUGUCUACACUGUCCAUCGCCUCGGGGACUACAUUUGUCAGUUGAAAAUCAAUUUUCUGGAUUUUAGAUUGCAGAAUGGUAGUCCCGGUUGCUACAACGACUACCUGGAAAUGGAUGGGGGGUGGAGAGCUUGUGGAGACAAAUUCCAAGGAAUAUCACGAACGCUCGAUUUUCGAGUGCCGGAAAAAGUGCUGAUUUUCAGCACCGACUCUUGGUUUACGCAGACUGGAUUUUUACUUUCUGUGAGACAAGUGCCAUGUUCUGGAGGAGAGGGGACGACAUCCGGAAGAUUGAAUGGACCCACAUGCGACAGAGAGUUCGAAGCACCCCUUUUUGAUAUGCGCAGCGAGCUCUACCCUCUCAGUUAUCCACCCAAUCUCAAUUGCAGGUACCUGGUGAGAAAAGUGUCGCAGUCAGUGUGCCAGCUUCGCAUGACAUUCACUCAUUUCGAUCUGGAAGCGAGUAUAGCCUGUAGCCGAGACUAUUUGAUCAUGGAUGGAGAGAGAUUGUGUGGUUCUUUACCACCGAACACUACACGCACAAUACGAUUUGAUACUCCGGAGAAGGUUUUCCUGUUUCACAGUGAUAUCCAGAUUCAAGGAUCAGGAUUCGAAGCCAUUGUUCAGCAAGUGGAAUGUCCCGGGGGCUUACCACCCGAUACUGCCACUGUCGUCCCUUCCACUGGAAGAGCACCGCCUUCCGAUCUACCAAGAUGCAAUUUUCACUAUCCGGACAUUCGGGCGACGAUUAGUAGUCCUAACUACCCGAAUCCUUAUCCUAACAUGGUCGAAUGUCGGUAUGCAGUACAUCUUCAACCAGGAUUCUGCAGUGUGGAAUUCAAUUUCAUCGACUUCUCUCUAGAACCUCCGACACCAGGACUGCCUUGUACUAGAGAUUUCCUUGACAUUUCUGGAGUAAGGUAUUGUGGACAACAACUAAAAGGAAUCACAAAAAUAGAAUCUCCUCUGGGAUUAUCGAAGGAAUUAGUGAUGACAUUCAUGAGUGAUACUGUGGUCAACAAUAAAGGAUUUCUGGCAUCCUUCCGUCAAGUAUCCUGUUCCCAGUCACCACCUCCACCCCCACCACGAGGUGCUACUCCUCCUGCAUUGACACCCGGUGAUCCUACUUGCGGUGGUCACUUAACUGGACCUUUCUUUGACAUUCGGUGGCCAACGGUGACAGACUAUGGCCAGACAAUCGAAUGCGUCCACACUGUUCAUCGACUGGGAUCUGAUACGUGUAACUUGAGGGUGACUUUUGUGACUUUUGAUCAGGGUGACGCCAGGGAUUGCCCGAGACAAUUUGUACAGAUCGGUGAUCAUACGCUUUGUGGAAAACUACCGGCAUAUACAGUCAGAGAUUAUGACUUUUUGGAUUACACUCUGAUAAUCAGGAUAACGUCAGCUCAAUUACCCCGUCCCAGAAUUCACCUACAAGUUCAGCAGUUGCCAUGUGGAGCUCACAAUCCUCCAUCCCGCCUCCCUCCACCCACUUGUGACGAAACAUUUCAAGGACCUGGAUUCGAACUGCGAAGUCCUUAUUAUCCUCAUGGUAUAACAUCCAGUGUGGACUGCAGAUACAUAGUGAGAAAGUCCUCCCCUUUCAUUUGCCACCUUGAAUUAACAUUUGAGAGAUUUCAAUUACCUGAGAGUAGACAAUGCUAUGGAAAUCACCUGAGAAUUGACACAGAGAGGUUAUGCGGAAGCUCCAUAUUACCCUAUUCUGUCCGAAUGUACGAUUUUCAGACGUCGGAAAAAUUAAUCCACUUCAGUGCUGACCACAUUCUUCCCGGAACCGGUUUCUUAAUCCGAGGACGUCAAGUUCCCUGCACUUCCUCUCUUCUGACCUCCAGUGGUGGAAAUACUGACCAACUCCCUUCCCCAUCCUCCGCUGUUCGUUGUGACCAAAGUUUUGGACUGGAUGAAUUCACCAUUUAUAGUCCAGGUCACCCACUCCACUAUCCGACAGACACCCACUGCCGAUACGUCAUCAUCAGGUCAAACUCAGAGGUGUGCGGACUGGAAGUGACCUUUGUAACAUUCGACCUGGAAGACUAUUACCAAUGUCAGAGAGAUUACUUGGAUAUAGAUGGGGAGAGAUUAUGUGGAUUGCUGCCACCUCAAUCCAUUCGAAACUAUGUGUUCCAUCCGGCUGAUCGAACAAAAGUAAUCAUCUUCCAUUCUGAUCACGCAACCACAAAACAAGGGUUCAUCCUGAGGGUACGACAAAACAGAAUCUGUCCACCUUCAGUUCCUUCACUUCUUCCCGUAUCUCCAGCAUCAUCACGAACGAGUGGCUCACCUUCUACGCCUUCAUCCGGGUGCGAAUCUACCUUCUUCUCCGCCCCACGGGGCAUGAUUAGAUCUCCACGAUUUCCUGGAGGUUACCCAUCCCUUCACUGCAUCUACACAUUUGUGCAACUGAGGGGAUUCUGCAGUCUGCAAGUUACUUUUAGAGAUUUUGAUCUACUGCCCGGAACAAAUUGCAUCAUAGAUUACUUGGAAAUCGAAGGAAGGCGUUAUUGCGAUGGACAGUUAUUCCAAAUAAACCGUGAAAUACCGUUUCCGUGGAAUGAUUCUUCCACCAUAGCCAUUAUGUUCCAUUCUGACCGGGGCAGUUUUGUCCACAGAGGUUUCCACAUAGAUUUCGAACAAGUACCAUGCAGGAGGCAAGGUCGAAACCACAGAGAGGAAGUGGAACCACUCAGUAACUCCACUGUACGGUACACGUCGUCCCCUUCAUCAGAAUGGACGUCGUCCUUCGACGGAGAAUGGGACGACACGAAGACAACUCCACGGAAUGCAUCCACUGUCGAAUACACAACAUAAAAGACCCCCAAUCCGAGAGCCUUGUCUUCCUGAAGUUAUCACACACUUCAUGAAAGGGUAUUUGUGAAACACCUGACUCAGUUACUGAAAUGUGUUUGGAUUCGGCUUUUAGAGAAAGAUCUCGUUUAUUAUUAUAAAGAUCUGUCUUAUUGAAUGCGCUGUACCUUGGGACAAUGCGAAAACUCGUUGAUGACUAAACAACAUUUUUGAUUGUUGGACAACAAUGGCUUGACUGCAAGCUGUGCAUGGAUCGAUUCAAUAAUUAAAUGGUGACAUUGUUGAUUAAAAAAUUGAUUGAUUCGAAGCAUCAUUGUUACAAUCAUUGUUAGCAAUGUAACAUGUUUGCUAUGAAUGACUGCAAACAUUACGAAUUGUGAUUGCGCUGUGAAUUAUCUGUGAACUCGUGGAAUGAUGCCGUUCAGAACCUUUCUGGUUGAAUUUCUGUUUUGGUAAACUGUGCUUUCGUUUAAAUUGGAGUGGAUUAAGAAAUGUUAAUGUAUUUUACGAUGUUCAAGUUUAGAAGUCGUUGAGGGGUCAUCAAACAUGUGGCAGUUAUCCGAUUACAGAACGUAUUCGUAAUACAAGACAAAUUGAAUAAAAAAAGCCGAGGCAAAAAGAAAUAGUUGCAAACCUGGUACAAAUGGUUCACGAUUGAGUACCGAACUGUGUUUCAUCUAUGAAGGAAAGAAUGUGUGUACAUAACAAUGAACAAUGUUGUAAUGCUUGUUUUGUUGCUGUACGACCAAAAUCUUCGGCACGUAAUGUGUGUAUCGCAAUUGCUUACAAGACCUGGUCAAAUUAUUAGACGCUCUAUAAGAUUCUUUGAGGGUGAUACAGCUUUAUUGUAAACCGGUUUGCACUUGUUUACGUUCUUGUACCAAUGGGUUAAAUGAUAUAAAUUUGACGAUUGGAUGACGAAAUAUUACAUAAACAUAGAAUAUUUAUUAUAUCUUUAUAGUGUAACAAUUAGAUCAAAUUAUGAGAGGCACUGUAAUUAAUGCCAUGUUUUGCACUAGUUUAAUAGGCUGUACUUUUAUGUUUAGACUGUCAUUUGUUUUUAUUCAGGAGAUAUUUUACACAAUUUGUAUUAAUUUUUAACGUAAUGCAUUACAAUGUUAACCCAUUAAUAUACGACCGUAAACAAGUGCAAACCGGUUUAAAACAAUACAGCUGUAUAGAGUAUCACCUGAGUUAUUAAGAUUUUAUAUAGAAUCUUAUAGUGCCUCUAAUAAUAUGGCCAAGUUUAAACAUGAAAUGCAGGUUUUUGAUUAUAUAAAACAAAAGAAAUAGUGGAAAUAGAUGGUUUUGUCGAAUACUACCAUGAAGUACUCUCAGUACUGGACCCUCCAGUUUGUCAACAACAAAGAAACAUGUAACUUUUUUGUCCUUGUACUGUUUUUAAGUAGUUGUUAAGUAAAUGUUAUAUUUAAGUUUUGAUCAGUUAUGUAAUCGAAGUAAAUGUCUCUUUGCAAUCUCAA
Molecule: messenger RNA, 6183 nt
Organism: Parasteatoda tepidariorum (common house spider)
Lineage: Eukaryota; Metazoa; Arthropoda; Arachnida; Araneae; Theridiidae
Source: RefSeq, a predicted model, not a curated record